Myotis myotis is the source of this 2769-nucleotide messenger RNA. Its product is annotated as testis-specific serine/threonine-protein kinase 1-like. Gene Ontology annotation, biological process: intracellular signal transduction; microtubule cytoskeleton organization; protein phosphorylation. The transcript has a single exon. Lineage: Eukaryota; Metazoa; Chordata; Mammalia; Chiroptera; Vespertilionidae. Bases 1287 to 2597 code for a protein of 436 amino acids. Gene Ontology annotation, cellular component: cytoplasm. Gene Ontology annotation, molecular function: ATP binding; protein serine/threonine kinase activity; tau-protein kinase activity. The record is from RefSeq and is a predicted model, not a curated record.
ACACUCCAUCCAUGCUUUUGUUCCGGCCUCCGGUCCAGUUUAAGAACCCAUGGUGGCCCUCGAGUCAAAAAGUUUGCCCACCCCUGUGCUAGACAAAAGGGCUCACAGCGGAGGGCGACUGCCCAAGGCUGGCCCCUCCACCGGCACCAUCCUCAGCAGCCCAGGAGCUGCUGGCACUCGGCGUGGGACCCAGCCACGGCCGGGGUGUGCAGGCCCCAGGAGGAACACACAGCACCAAGUCCCUGCCAGCGUCCCCCUUGCAGGGUCCCUCACAGAAGCACAGCAGGUAAAGAGUCCAGCCAAACCGGCCAGGAGAGGCAGGGCCCUUUUCUAAAGGCAGUGACCGGGCCUGAAGUCUGCCCUUCCUGACCCACUGCCACCCGGCUCCGCCCGCUGCAGGGCCCACAGGCCACCUGUGUGGACACAGCGCGGGCUUCCAAGACUGAAGAAGGGAUGUUCACCCCCAGCUCCUUGCCUGCCGGGGUCACUGUGGCCUCUGCCUACAGCCCUGCCUUUGUCAAGGUCACCCUCUCUUCCAGAAAUGUCCUUGCCAUUCGGGUUUCCUACGCCCUGCUCCCACCUUCAUGCUGAUGCCCGUAGGAGACCGUCAGAUGGCCCCAACCAGAGUGUUCUUGUCUCCUGCUGGGACCCCGACUAUCACAGCCACCAGCCCAUCUCAACAAGCAGUCCUGCCUCUGGGCCAGUGGUCGGCAAACUCAUUAGUCAACAGAGCCAAGUAUCAACAGGACAACGACUGAAAUUUCUUUUGAGAGCCAAAUUUUUUAAACUUAAACUCUAUAGGUAGUUACAUUAUUAUUAACUUAAUUAGGGUCCUCCUAAGGCUUAGGAAGAGCCACACUCAAGGGGCCAAAGAGCCGCAUGUGGCUCACGAGCCGCAGUUUGCCCACCACGGCUCUGGGCCGAGGCGUGGACAGACCAUGUGUCCCCACAGCCUCCCCCCAGCCAAGUGUGAGACCGCUCUCUGCAGGCCGCCUGUCCCCCCGCCCCCACUCCGUGGGCUCCAGAUCACUGGUCCGCCUUCUGGGUUCCGAGUCCCAGUGGCUCAAGCCGGAGCCUCGCCCCCCCCCAGGGCACCCUUCCUUUAUGACUUCACUCACUGAAGUCACUGGACAAUGCUGAACGUUCUACCCCAGAGCUGGGGCCUCCAGGAGGCAGGGACAGCCGCCCGGCCAGCCCAGAGGACUCUCCAGUAGACGGGGACACCGCUGGCCCAUGUCUCACAGGGGUGGAGGGCAGCUUCAGAGGCACGGGGUGCUCCUGGCACCAUGGAUGAUGCCGCCGUCCUCAAGCGACGAGGCUACAUCCUGGGGAUAAAUUUGGGAGAGGGCUCCUACGCGAAAGUCAAAUCCGCGUAUUCCGAGCGCCUGAAGUUCAACGUGGCGGUCAAGAUCAUUGACCGCAAGAGAGCCCCCACCGACUUCUUGGAGAAGUUCCUUCCCCGAGAAAUCGAGAUUCUGAUCAUGCUCAACCACCGCUCCAUUGUCAAGACCUACGAGAUCUUCGAGACGUCAGAGGGCAAGGUCUACAUCAUCAUGGAGCUCGGGGUCCAGGGCGACCUCCUCGACUUCAUCAAAAGCCGGGGAGCCCUGCGCGAAGACGAUGCUCGCAAGAAGUUCCACCAGCUCUCCUUGGCCAUCAAGUACUGCCACGACCUGGACAUCGUCCACCGGGACCUCAAGUGCGAGAACCUGCUCCUCGACAAGGACUUCAACAUCAAGCUGUCCGACUUCGGCUUCUCCAAGCGCUGCCUGCGGGACGAGAGCGGCCUGCUGAUCCUGAGCAAGACCUUCUGCGGGUCGGCGGCCUACGCGGCCCCCGAGGUCCUGCAGGGCAUCCCCUACCAGCCCAAGGUCUACGACAUCUGGAGCCUGGGCGUGAUCCUCUACAUCAUGGUCUGCGGCUCCAUGCCCUACGACGACUCCAACAUCAAGAAGAUGCUGCGCGUCCAGAAGGAGCACCGCAUCAACUUCCCGCGCUCCAAGCACCUGACGAACGAGUGCAAGGACCUCAUCUACCGCAUGCUGCAGCCGGACGUCAACCGGCGGCUGCACAUCGAGGAGAUCCUCAGCCACACCUGGGUGCAGCCCAAGCCCCGGGGCCUCAGCAAGGAGGGGGUGGGCCUCCUGGGCACUGAGCCCCCACAGGUCCCGGAGCCCUCUCGGACCCUUGAGCCCUUGCAGACUACCGAGCACUCUCGGACUCCUGAGGCCUCGAUGACUACCCAGCGCUCGCGGACCCCUGAGCCCUCGCAGACUACCGGGCACUCUCGGACCCCUGAGGCCUCGCGGACCCCUGAACCCUCGCAGACUACCGGGCACUCUCGGACCCCCGAGGCCUCGCGGACCCCUGAGGUCUCUCGGACGACCGAGCCCGGCUCUGACAAGAAGUCUAUCUCCCACCAGGAGCCCCAGGAGGAGGCACAGCCUGAGGUGGUGCCAGAGCCAAAGCCCCAGGAGGAGAUGGAGCAAGGGCUGGUCUCCAGGCAGCUGGAGAGCACAAGCCUCCUCGCCCCAACAGGGCAGCGGAGCAGGGAGACAGUGGAGGGGCGCUCUCCAAAGCCCCCGCAGACCCAGUGAGCCUCUCACCGGGCCCAGGGGCUGGCAGGGAAGGAGGCGGAGACGCAGCUUUGAGCCUGGGCUCCAGACAGGUGAGACCCAAGAGGUGAAGGACAACCCCCAGAUGAGCCACUAUUUUUGUCAAUUUCCCCCCUCCCUUUGAACAUGCUAUUGAAGCAAUAAAUCACUAUAU